Girardinichthys multiradiatus is the source of this 2088-nucleotide messenger RNA. RefSeq names its product general transcription factor IIF subunit 1-like. Gene Ontology annotation, biological process: positive regulation of transcription elongation by RNA polymerase II; transcription initiation at RNA polymerase II promoter. Gene Ontology annotation, cellular component: nucleus; transcription factor TFIIF complex. Gene Ontology annotation, molecular function: DNA binding; TFIIF-class transcription factor complex binding; RNA polymerase II general transcription initiation factor activity. The coding region runs from base 199 to 1806 and encodes 535 amino acids. NCBI's taxonomy places the organism in Eukaryota, Metazoa, Chordata, Actinopteri, Cyprinodontiformes, Goodeidae. The transcript has 14 exons. The record is from RefSeq and is a predicted model, not a curated record.
UUAGUGCGGAACCAUUUGUGACUAGUUGUUUCCGACCGUCCUUAUGAACGGAACCCGCUGCACCUAGUUGAUCUGUACAGUGAUAUGCUACUUACUAUGUCCAGUUUCAUGUCUUAAAACUGUGUAUAAAUUCGACUAUCUUUGUUUCACGCCAAGACUGAAUCAGCUCUUGAUAAAUCCAGCAGUGGAUCGCUGACCAUGACGUCCCUGGCUGGCAGCAGCUCCUCAACCACAGAGUACACUGUGAGAGUCCCCAAAAACACCACCAAAAAGUACAAUAUAAUGGUUUUCAAUGCAGGGGAUAAAGUCAACUGUUCAAGUUGGACACAGGCACGUAUGGAAAGAGACAUGAGUGCUCGGCGAAUAUAUGGGGAGGAGGAAACAGCGGAGAGCGGCGCAGGCAGCGAAUUUGGCAAAAAACAGCGUGAGGAGGCUCGACGAAAAAAGUUUGGAAUUGUGACCCGAGAGUUCAAAGUGGAGGACCAGCCUUGGAUCCUAAAGGUCAAUGGCAAAGCUGGCAGGAGGUUUAAAGGCAUAAAGAAGGGUGGAGUUACAGAAAAUGCAUCCUACUACAUUUUUACACAGUGUCUGGAUGGAGCUUUUGAAGCCUUUCCAGUUCAUGGGUGGUAUAACUUCACACAGCAGGCGAAGCAUCGAACGCUAACUGCUGAAGAAGCCGAAGAAGAGUGGGGCAGGCGGAACAAGGUUGUAAACCACUUCAGCAUUAUGCUUCAGAGACGCCUGCGGGAGCACGAGCAUGGUGAGGAUGAUGAGGAUGAGACAGAAAAAGGUGGGAAGAAGAAAAAGAAGGGGGGUGGGAAAGGUGGCGACCUGCGUAUUCACGACCUAGAUGAGGACCUGGAGAUGAGCAGUGAUGACAGUGACAGCAGCAUGGGAGAAGAUGGAGAAAGCAAGGCAAAGAUGAAAACAAAUUCAGGAAAAGGGAAAGCAAAGAAGAAGAAGCAAAAGAGGAAUGAUAAGGAUGCCCUUGAAGAUAGCGAUGAUGGAGAUUAUGAGGGUGUAGAAGUGGAUUAUAUGUCAGAGGAAAGCAGCUCAGAUGAAGAGCCAACACAUGAAAGGCCCAGCAAAGCAGAGGAGCACCCUAAAGGUAUUGAUGAGGUAUCAGAGAGUGAGGAAGAGAGCGAGGAGGAGAAACAGAAUGAAGAUGAAGCAAAAGAGGAAGAAGAGGAGGAGGAAGGAAAGAAAACCCCGGUUCAGAUGGAAAAGAAGAAGAAAAAAGACAGCAGCGGCGAAUCGGACAGCUCUGAUGACAGUGACAUUGAGGGAGAGACUGCUUCUGCUUUGUUCAUGGUGGUCAAUAAGAAGCGCACACCUCCUAAACGGCCUGGUGGACGUGGCUCCGCAGGCAGCUCCAGGACAGGCAGUCGUCCGGGGACGCCAUCCAUCGACUCUGCCUCCACCUCCAGCACACUGCGCGCUGCUGCCAGCAAGCUGGAGCAAGGGAAAAGACAAAUUCAGACUCCGGCUACUGACUCACCGGCAGCCAAAAGGCUGAAGUUGGAGCCCAGCAGUCAGAGCCCUGUCCCCUCUGGGAAGAGCACGCCGCAACCCCCAUCAGGCAAAUCCACUCCAAGCUCAAGUGAUGUGCAGCUGACGGAGGAAGCUGUCCGUCGCUACCUGAUCCGUAAGCCGAUGACCACCAAAGACUUGCUGAAGAAGUUCCAGACCAAGCGCACGGGUUUGAGCAGUGAGCAGACAGUCAACGUGCUCGCACAGAUCCUGAAGCGCCUCAAUCCAGAGCGCAAGAUGGUCAAUGACAAAAUGCACUUCUACCUUACAGAGUAAGCAGCAAAGCAGUCGGGGUGGGAAUAACGCUAAAACCAUAGCGAAGAAGUAUCUCUCCUGAUCCUUGGACAGAAGGGAUAACAAAGGUUGUGCUCACUCUGUAACAUGCCACAAGCAGAUUUACCUUCAGCUGUCUGAAGAAUACAGUUGUUGAUGUAUUUUUGUUAAACUUUCUUAAUUUAGUUGAGCCUGAAACCAUGGAGCCAGAACUGUGGUAAUGUUUUAGUAAAAACGAUGUUUUCAAUUACAAGUCAGAACGCUUCUAAUAAAAUGUAAACUUGA